Molecule: messenger RNA, 3558 nt
Organism: Trypanosoma theileri
Lineage: Eukaryota; Euglenozoa; Kinetoplastea; Trypanosomatida; Trypanosomatidae
Product: zinc-binding phosphatase
Exons: 1
Coding region: 1-3558 (1185 amino acids)
Biological process (GO): dephosphorylation
Molecular function (GO): metal ion binding; phosphatase activity
Source: RefSeq, a predicted model, not a curated record
AUGUCAUUCUGUGGAGAGCGCACAUUGUAUGUGACGUCUCCCGCCCCACUACAUCUCGCUCCAUUCAAGACAGUCUCUGCUGCUGCGAUAAACACUACACCGGCGGUGUCGGUUGUAGUUUCAACCUACCGUCUGCGUAUUUGUUACGUUUCCGCCAAACACCGUUCACCACUGGAUGUCCCACUUGCCGCUAUUGAGAGUGUACAACAACACCGUGGUAGUGAUGGGGCGUGGGUGGCGGUGAAGUGUAAGACAACUUGUGCCUUUCGCCUUAUUCUCUACAACACCACGGGAGAGUCAGAGGAAGGUGUGAAUAUCCUUGCAGGUCUUAUGCAGACGAUUGAGGUGACAAUACCAAAGAGUAUGUGUGAUUUCUUUGCAUUUGCAUACUUUGCGGCACUAAAGAAGGUGUGUGUAGCGAAGGCACAUGAAGCUGGUCUACAGAUGUGUUCGCAGAGUAACAGUAAAGUAACAGAAAUUUGUAAUGGAAUACCAUCCGAAGAACAUGGGAUAGAUAAAGAUAAUACUUUAUUCCUCCUUUCUUCUGCAGACCGUGUGAAGAAUACUGUAUCCCAUGAAAACGGCAGAGAUACUUGUACUGGAGAGAUGGAAUUGGGUUCACAAUUUACCACGAACUCUGAAUUGAAAAAAGGCAAUAAAGAAAACAACGAUAGUACCGAUUUAGAGAGUUCCAUGGCGGCUGCAGUUAAACCUUGUGAAGUGAAAGAAGUAAAAAAAGAAGGAGAGGAAGGGGGAGAAGAUGUUAUUUUCUCUAUGGUCAAAGAAAUUCCAGUUCUAAAUACUGUAAAAUCUUUAACUGAUAUGAAUGAAGCAUUUUCAUUUACUCUUUUAGGGGAAAAAGAAAUGUUACAAAUGCGUCGAAGUGCUAGUGCAGUGAUAUGUGAAUCCCCAGUAGUAUCCAUUACAUCCCCAACAAAUAAUAUGGAAAAGAAGGAAAAAGAGGUUUCUUCUAUUCAUACAGAAAAAUUAGAAUUACCAUCUCCUUUAAGAACAAGAAAUGAAUUUAAUAUACCAGAAAUUCGAUAUAGUAUUAUUGAUGGUGAUUUUGAGUAUGACUCCGCAUGGUAUGCAUAUAAUAUUGAAGAAGAUUUUUACCGUAUGACACGAUUAACACACAUGUGUAAUGAAAUAUUAAAAACUGAUAAUGAUAAUGAUAAUGAAACGAAUCUUAUUCCUAAUAUUGGACCAGGAAUAGAUGUAUCCCCAUGGUUUCAUAUUAUUCCACUUUCACGAGGAGAUCUUUUUGCUACAUAUCCAUUUUCUAUUGUUGUCCCUCGACGUGUUACAGUGGAACUUGCUGAACGUGUUUCCUUAUAUAGACAUAAUGGUCGAAUCCCAAGUAUAUCAUGGAUUCAUCUUGAGACAGGAGCCUCUAUAUCGAGAGCAGCACAACCUGGAUCUGGUAGUUACAUGUCAAGUGAUGCCGAUGCACUCUUUUGUAGUUUUUUAAAUCCAUCUUUUCAGUAUUCGAAAGAGAAAAAAACAUUACAAAAGGAGUUUCAUUCCACAAUAACAGAAGAGGUGGAACAGGAGAAGAAGCGUUUAUUAUCAUCUGAACUAGAGGAAAAAAAUCCUCUUUCUAAUAAUAAUAAUAAUAAUAAUAGUGAUGUAUGGGUACCACCACCGUUGCUUUUUUCUUCAGAUGAAAAUGUUAAUGAUCUUCAAUCUGUUACAUCAGAAAGAGGUCGGUUAGUUUUUUUUGACUGUCGAUCUCGUGCAGCGGCAGCCGCUAACUUCCCAACUGGUGGUGGAUUUGAAAUUGUACGUAAUUAUGAUCAUGCCGAUAUUCAGUUUUUAAAUUUAGAAAAUAUUCAUGCCGUACGUGCCGCUUUUUCAAAACUUGGAAAACUUUGUAUGACUCUUCAACGUCAUGAGUGUGAGUGUAAUAUGGGAACGGAAAAACAUCCUGGAAGUUUUUUUUUCUCUAAACUUGAUGCCACAGGAUGGCCUGAAAUGAUUACGAAAAUUAUUUGGUCCUCAUGGGUCGUUACUGAGAAAGUUGUAGCGGGCGAUAGUGUGUUGGUGCACUGUACAGAUGGAUGGGAUCGCACAACGCAAGUGGUAUCACUUGCCAUGUUGCAAUUGGAUGGAUAUUAUCGAACUAUUGAGGGAUUUUGUGUGUUGAUUAUGCGGGAAUGGUUAGAGAUGGGGCAUCGCUUUGCCGAUCGCUGUGCAAAUAACCGAUCUGGUGAAGAUGCUGUGAGUUUAGAUGCGGCUGGAGAAGAUGAUAACCCAAAUGCAAUGGAAGAGGCCACGAAAGGGAGAGCAAGAACUCUUGGAAUAACGGCAGCAAAGAAUUUUGUAAUAGGUGAAAAUAAAGGUACUCAAAUUUCUCCCAUUUUUGUACAGUUUAUAGAUGCUGUAUAUCAACUCGUACGACUUUUUCCAAGUGAUUUUGAAUUUACUCCAAAAUUUUUACAGUAUCUUCUUGAUGAGGUUUACAGUUGCCGUUUUGGAACUUUUUUAUAUAAUUGUCAUCGAAUUCGUUACCGGCGUGGAGGUAUAACCCAUCGAACGGCAUCCUUAUGGGGUGAAGUGGAAGCGCUGGUGCGAUUUGAACGUGAAAAUCCCUUUUCUGUCCCUGCACAUGAGAAACUAGUGAAUCCGUUUUAUAUCCCUCUUGAUGCUUAUAAGGGGGAAAUAUUAAUAAAGGCAAAUGAACCACAACGGAGUAAAUACUUGAUAAGACGUCUUGUUCCUAGUGGUUUGAGUCCUCGUUAUGUCUUUUGGCACUCUUAUUACUGUCGUUAUAAUUUUACGAAUGUAACAAGUGGUGUUGGUUUUGUUGGUCUUGAGCCAGAUAAUUUAGUUCCACUCAUGGAUAGUUGGUUAUGGUACUCUCAAAAACAAAAUAUUGAUAUAACCACAAAAGAUAAAACGAGAGAGAAGAAAUCAGAAAGUGAUGAUAGUUUACGCAGUAUGUUUCUAAAUCGAAUCCCUGUUGUUAAUCAUGUUGCACGUGAGUCUCCUGGUUCUUCUAGUACUACUACUACUACUACUACUACUACUACUACAUGUGUGGAUAAGCAAAUGGAGUCUCUAAAUAAUAAUAACAAUGCUCAUACCGUACUAAGUAUUCAACCUAAUGUUGGGACUGCUUCUAUUAUUAAAGUAACAUCCUGCAAAGAUGUAAUUGACUCUGUGAGUGAUGGUAGUUGUGGAGAUGGAGAAUCAACAUCUCUUCACGUGGCUCCUACUCCUUUGAGUAUGAAUCUCUCUUCUUUACCAUCCACUAUAUGUCUCAGUAGCAAUAGUGGUGUAAUACACCGUUUAGGAAAUGAAAAUUUUAUUCCCAGAUCAAAAGCUACUUCAUGUGAGGUCUGUGCAAAGCCGUUUACUUUCUUCUUUCGACGACAUGCCUGUCGUCACUGCGGCCGCGCUGUUUGUACUCAAUGUGGGGGUCGCUUUCUGCGAUUGCCGUCGUUACUCAUUUCUCUUUACGAAGAUCGUGAGGCGACACGUCCCGUACGUAUUUGCAGUAUCUGCUACAGUAAGGUCGUUUCUCAUGCAAUAAGGGGUUGUGAGCGUCAGCUGUAA